Molecule: messenger RNA, 1429 nt
Organism: Silurus meridionalis
Lineage: Eukaryota; Metazoa; Chordata; Actinopteri; Siluriformes; Siluridae
Product: free fatty acid receptor 2-like
Exons: 2
Coding region: 450-1415 (321 amino acids)
Biological process (GO): G protein-coupled receptor signaling pathway; cellular response to fatty acid
Cellular component (GO): plasma membrane
Molecular function (GO): G protein-coupled receptor activity
Source: RefSeq, a predicted model, not a curated record
GUUUAGAUCAACCCCUUUCCAUGUUUAAUCUAAUAUGUAGCUCCUUAUAUAAACAGAAAUCGCACGAUCAGAGAGGAUUAUAAAGAGCUACUGCUCCAGAAAUAAAAACAGAUGGCCCUGCCUGGUCGUAAAAAAGUCACCCAAGGUUUACAAGCCUCAUUUAUUUAUGUUCAUUACUUAGACUGAAGGAAAUACUGCAUCAAAUCUUUCGAGGACUUCCCAAGAAAACUGGUCAGAAGAGAGGAGCAUGGAUGCGAAUCAGGAUGUAAAAGAAUGAAAAGGAAUAGUAUGUUAGCAUAAGAGUGAAAUUCUAAUGAAGUAAUGUCAGGGUAUAUCAGUUAUAAUGAAUUUAUUUAAGGACUUUGGACUUGUUUAUGGCUAUAUUUAAAGCUGAAGACAUCGCAUCUAUAUAAUUCCAUAUUCCUGCCUUCAAUACGUUUGUCAAAGCCAUGGUGUCAGGGGUGGUGAUCCUGUCAGUCUACAUCCUGACAUUCCUGAUCGGCCUGCCAGCAAACCUACUUGCGUUGUAUGCCUUCAUCAAGAAGCUCCAUGAUAAACCCACACCCACCGACUUCCUUCUUCUCAAUCUGACCAUAUCCGACCUUCUUUUCCUGCUCUUUCUUCCUUUCAAGAUGUACGAGGCAGCUUCUGAAAUGCGAUGGCUUCUCCCUAGUUACCUGUGUCCCCUCAUUACGUUCAUAUUCUUCUCCACCAUCUAUACCAGCUCACUGCUCCUGAUGGCUGUUAGUGUUGACCGCUACCUUUGCGUGGCAUUUCCGGUCAAGUACAAGAUCCAUCAAAAACCUAUAUAUGGAGUCAUCUGUAGCAUCUUUGUCUGGUUCACAACGUCAACCCAUCUCUGCUUUGUAUACAUCGUGGAUCACCUGACUGGAGGAGAUAACCAGGGCCAUGACUGCUACAACAACUUUACUCAGCCCCAGCUGGACGUAGUGUUGCCCAUGCGUCUGGAGCUUUGCCUCGUCCUCUACUUCCUCCCACUCAUUGUUUGCACCUUCUGCUACACAAGAUUCAUUCACAUUCUCAGGCGCACAGCCAGCCUCAACAAGGAAAAGCGUCGCAGAGCCGUUGGCAUGGCCAUGGGGACCCUGUUGGUAUUUGUGGUCUGUUUCCUGCCCUACAACAUCACACACAUUCUAGGCUACAUUUUCAAGGACAAUGUGGAAUGGAGAUCCGAUGCGUUACUACUCACCACCGUCAACACAGUCUUCGACCCCAUCACUUUUUACUUCUCCUCAGCUGCCUUUCAGGGGAAUCUGAAGAGUCUUCUAAGACCCAGGACUAAGACGGCUGACAAUGGAAUAAAAAAUGUCUGCACUACACAGAAUCGAGCGAGACAAAGCAACGGGACAGAACAUAUACAAAAUAAUGAUGCCGGUGAAUUGCAAAGUACGUAGUAGAGUUUGAUCUC